Anastrepha ludens (Mexican fruit fly) is the source of this 614-nucleotide messenger RNA. Its product is annotated as nematocyst expressed protein 3-like. Bases 65 to 460 code for a protein of 131 amino acids. The record is from RefSeq and is a predicted model, not a curated record. NCBI's taxonomy places the organism in Eukaryota, Metazoa, Arthropoda, Insecta, Diptera, Tephritidae. The transcript has 2 exons.
GAUCAAAGCCGUUCACAUCGUCGAGCAAUUAACAUCAAAGUAAAUACAAAAUUUUCAAACAAAUAUGGCUAGUAAAUUUAUGCUCAUUGCUUUGCUCGCCUGUGUCGCUGUAACCAAUGCUAGUCUAUUGCCUGCUGCUGCUAUUGCGCCCGGCAUUGUCGCGCCCUAUGCAUCCUCAUUCAACACUCAUUACAUAAAUCAUGCUGUUGCGUUGCCAGUUGCACCCGCUCCAGUUCCAGUUGCUGCUCCGGCUCCUGUCGCUUUGGCCGCGCCAGCUCCCAUAGCAGCGCCCAUAGCCUUCGCCCCAAAAGUGGCGUUCCCCGCUCCAGCUCGAGUUGCAUUCGCCGCUCCUGCUAGACUAGCUGCUCCAUGGGCAGCUCCUCUGCCAAUUGCUCCGGCACCACUUCCUUUAGCUCCGGCACCCCUACGCUUCGCGGUGCCAGCACCAUUUUUCGGCUAGAUCAACUGAAGUACCUGAACUAUACUUACGAAUAAGAAAAUGCGUUGUAUGUAUCUAAAUUAAAGUUGGAAAAUAUUUUUCUUAAACUUUGGAUAAACUCCUCGCAUUUUAGUGAAAAGGGCGAAAUAAAAAUACGAAAAGAACUUGAAAUUUG